This is a messenger RNA of Salarias fasciatus (jewelled blenny), 1677 nucleotides long. It is a transcript of the gene itfg2, whose product is annotated as integrin alpha FG-GAP repeat containing 2. NCBI's taxonomy places the organism in Eukaryota, Metazoa, Chordata, Actinopteri, Blenniiformes, Blenniidae. Gene Ontology annotation, biological process: regulation of TOR signaling. Gene Ontology annotation, cellular component: KICSTOR complex. The transcript has 12 exons. The record is from RefSeq and is a predicted model, not a curated record. Gene Ontology annotation, molecular function: protein binding. The coding region runs from base 306 to 1607 and encodes 433 amino acids.
UUGUUUACCAUGAGCACGCGCGCAUAGCAGUGAUAGCCUCAAUUUAGCCACCAAAAGACACGUUUACGGGAUUUAAAGUUGAUGUGAAGAGCCUCGUUUCACACACCGGUUAAAGAAUGAGGACCCGGGCUUCGUCUUUCAGGCUGCUGAAGUCUGGCUGCGGUUAAUGUCAUGUUUAUUGUGGAGAGUUUCUAGAAGCUAAGCUAGCUGCCGUGAAGCUAACAGUGUUCCGUGAAAUGAAAUCUGCUCUUUAAGAGCUGGAUUUAAACUGUAAAUAUUGUUGUUUUUACUGAUAUAAACGAGCCAUGCGGUCUGUAAACUACGUCCAGAGAGUGAGCUUGGACUUCACGGGGACUCUGUUUCCUCACGCCAUCUGUUUGGGAGACGCAGACAACGACUCGCUCAACGAGCUGGUGGUCGGAGACACAAGUGGGAAGCUGCUCAUCUACAAGAACGACGACUCCAAACCCUGGAUCACCCGGACCUGUGUGGGCAUGCUGACGUGUGUUGCAGUUGGAGACGUCUGCAACAAAGGAAAGAACUUUGUGGUGGCCGUGGGAGCAGAGGGAUGGUUCCACCUGUUCGACCUGACGGCCACGUCUGCAAACAAGGCGGAGUCGUCCAGCCAGCACGAGUCGCUGCCGCCUGAGGACCAGAGGCCCUUCUUCACCCAGCACAUCCCGGCCAACACCAAGGUCAUCCUCAUCAGCGACAUCGACGGAGACGGGCGCUGCGAGCUGGUGGUGGGCUACACCGACCGGGUGGUGCGAGCGUUCCGCUGGGAGGAGCCCUACGAGGGGUCAGAGGUCGGAUCGGGACAACUGGUCCUGCUGAAGAAGUGGCUCCUGGAGGGACAGGUGGACAGUCUGUCGGUGAACCCGGGCGUGGAGGGACUGCCGGAGCUCAUGGUGUCCCAGCCCGGCUGUGGCUACGCCAUCCUGCUCUGCUCCUGGACCCAGCAGGACUCCAGCGGGUCCGGAGACGAGGCCCCUGCCACCCCGGGCAGCGAGGGGCCUUCCAGAGAUGUAGUUCUCCAUCCGACCACCGGGCGGAUCCACAACAAGAACGUUUCCACUCACCUGAUCGGCAGCAUCAGCAAAGGUUCGAAGGAGGAGUCGUCUAAAUGCGGGCUGUUCGCGCUCUGCACUUUAGAUGGAACCCUGAAGCUGAUGGACAGCUCCGAGCAGCUGCUCUGGUCGGUCCAGGUGGAUCAUCAGCUGUUCGCUCUGCAGAAGCUGGACGUCACCGGCGACGGCAGAGAGGAGGUGGUGGCCUGCGCCUGGGACGGGCAAACCUACAUCAUCGACCACAACCGGACCGUGGUUCGGUUCCAGUUUGACGAGAACGUCAACGCCUUCUGCGCAGGACAGUACACGUGUAAGGAGGGCAGGAACAGCCCCUGCCUGGUGUACGUCAGCUUCAACCACAAAAUCCACGUGUACUGGAAGGUGGAGCUGGAGCGGAUGGAGUCCACCAACCUGCUGCGGGUUCUGGAGCGGCGGUCCGGGUUCGGGGAGCAGCUGGCGGCGCUGGGAGUCGAUGCCGAGGACCCGGCUGCAGUCAGAGCGCUGGUCUCAGACGUCCUCUAUGGAGAUGGACACACGUAGCGCAGCGACACCCCCCCCCCCCCUCCCUCCCUCCCUCCCACCCAGCUGUAAAUAAUAAAGAGUGACCGUG